Messenger RNA from Leishmania mexicana MHOM/GT/2001/U1103, 651 nucleotides. RefSeq names its product putative rab1 small GTP-binding protein. The coding region runs from base 1 to 651 and encodes 216 amino acids. Lineage: Eukaryota; Euglenozoa; Kinetoplastea; Trypanosomatida; Trypanosomatidae. The transcript has a single exon. Gene Ontology annotation, molecular function: GTPase activity; GTP binding. The record is from RefSeq and is a predicted model, not a curated record.
AUGGCCAACCCCAACACACCCGGCGGUGACUGUGACUACAUCUUCAAGAUCAUUGUCAUUGGUGACAGUGGCGUAGGCAAGUCAUCCUUGACGGUGCGCCUCUCCGAAGAUGUCUUCUACAAGGACUACGCCUCCACCAUCGCCAUUGACUUUCGCAUGCACCAGAUGAACUACAUGGACAAGCGCGUCCGCCUUCAGAUUUGGGACACGGCCGGCCAGGAGCGCUUCCAGUCUGUCGCCACGGCGUUCUACCGCGGCGCCAAUGGGGUGCUGCUCUGCUUCGACCUCACCCACCGCCCGUCCUUUAUCCACCUAGAGCAGUGGAUGGAACGCGUGAGGCAGCAGGCGCUCCCCGGCAUCCCGUGUCUGCUGGUGGGGUGCAAAAGCGAUGAGGCCCGCUCCAGCCGUCAGGUGACGCGCGAGGAGGCGGUGGCCUGGGCUCAGCAACACAACAUGGCCUUCAUCGAGACGAGCGCCAAGGAGAAGGAGAAUGUGCAGACGGCCUUCCAGCAGAUCACCAAGUUCAUCUUCGAGGACAUGAAGGAGCGCAACGGCAAGACACCGACUGCCGGAGACAACGCGGCUGGCCGCUCUCAGAGCGUUAACUUUGAUCGCCAGCGAAGCAACCGUAAGGAGAGCAAGUGCUGCUAG